UACCCAAUUCACAGGACUGAUGUGACCUUCCCAAACGUCUUCAUUUAGGAGGCAGUGUGAGAAAGUUAAAGACAUCUAGGAAGGACUAAAAGUAAAAUGGAAGAAAAGAAGGCACAGGGGAGCAAAUGUGGAGACCUUAAAACCAGGAAUAGAAAUAGAGAAAGAAGCUAGGAUGAAAGGGGAGAGAAAAACCACAGAAAAUAACAGCCUGAGGGAGUAAGAGAAGAGAGAGAGAGAGAGGAGGAAAAACCGAUUGCUGAGAAAAGUUUCUCUCCUUAAGUCCUCUAGGUCAAGAAGUCAGACAUGGCACAGAGCUCGGAAAGGAGGCAAAGCACUCCCAGUGUGUGAUCUGGAGAAGCAGGAGUCCAGCCCGAUGGGAGUGCAAUCCCCAGCCCUGAUGGCCUCUGCCCUGAUAUAUUUCAUCCAGGUUCCUCGGGCAAGAUGUGAGGAGAACUGUGUCAAUCCUGAACAUUGCCUGACCACAGAUUGGGUACAUCUCUGGUAUAUAUGGUUGCUGGUGGUCAUCGGGGCACUGCUUCUCCUGUGUGGCCUGACUUCUGUGUGUUUCCGCUGCUGUCUGAGUCACCAGCAAAACGGGGAAGACGAGGGCCGGCCACCCUAUGAAGUGACGGUCAUCGCUUUUGACCAUGACAGCACUCUGCAAAGCACGAUCACUUCCCUGCAGUCAGUGUUUGGCCCUGCAGCUCGAAGAAUCCUGGCCGUGGCUCACUCCUCCAGCUCCCUGAGCCAACUGCCCUCCUCCCUGGACACCCUCCCAGGGUAUGAAGAAGCUCUUCAUAUGACUCGCUUCACCGUUUCCAGGUGUGGGCAGAAGGCACCUGAUCUACCCCCAGUGCUGGAAGAAAAGCAGCUGCCCCCGAUAGCAAAGGAGUCUCCUCAAAUAGAACACUCUUCUAAUUGAUGGGAACUCUGGUUUGAUAAAUGGGGCGGGCUUGUCCCCAGAGUUGGUAGAGAUUCACAGACAAAUGGAAUAUUUCCCCCCCUAAUUUUCAGAAGGCUCAGGGGGCAUCUAAACAUCAUUCUGUGGCAAAGAUGGAUUCCAACCAUGAUGUAUAUUUUCUGCUAUGGAAUGCUCUAGUCAAGAACUCUUCUUUAUCCAGUGGCCAAAAUUUGCAAUUAAUCUGUAGCAAUGCUGAUUACUCUGGAACAGGAAAGCAUCAAAAGUAUCUUGGAUUCCUUCAGCUACUGAGUUCCUUUCCCCAGAGGAUGCUGCACGUUGCUGGUUUCUCUACCAGCGAAUAGAUUGUGCACACUUGUGGAGAAAGACUGGCGCAUAGGCACAGCCAGAGAUGUUCACACAUUGAAUUCACACACGCUUCCCCUCGAGAGAACACUCUCUUUUAUGCUAAAUGACAAUAAUGUCACUGGACAUCCUGAAUCCAGGGGCGGGGUUGCAGGUAUGGGCUAAGAGGACCCAGUAGAGUAUGGAAGUGGCAAAUAUCGAGGUCUUUCUUUCACUCUGCUUCUACCCACCAGCAGUAUGGGAAAUUGCAUAGAAUGCAGGAACAGUUCUAUUCAUUUUUUAGUUCCUCUGCUCUGCAAACACACGCACGCACGCACACGGAGGCACACAAGCAUAUACACACAGACACACUUUUCUAACUCUGAAAGAUUAGCACUGCUUGGUUUUUUGCUUUUUCCUGCUUUGACCAAGUGUCUAUACAGUAGUGACACACACUUGCUUCUAGUGGUGGCCUUCACUGCCACCUAGUGGAGCCAUGGUAGAAAUGCAUGCUCCCAUUGGCGCCUAUCUGCGUACCUCUCCGGUUUUUGGAGCACUAACUGGGUGGGAUCCUUCUCCGGGCGCAGUCCUGCUGUGUAGUGCUAAGCUGUCCAUGUAACAUACU
Molecule: messenger RNA, 1868 nt
Organism: Hippopotamus amphibius kiboko
Lineage: Eukaryota; Metazoa; Chordata; Mammalia; Artiodactyla; Hippopotamidae
Gene: TMEM52B
Product: transmembrane protein 52B
Exons: 5
Coding region: 374-922 (182 amino acids)
Source: RefSeq, a predicted model, not a curated record